This is a messenger RNA of Eucalyptus grandis, 925 nucleotides long. RefSeq lists its product as uncharacterized. The coding region runs from base 312 to 830 and encodes 172 amino acids. The record is from RefSeq and is a predicted model, not a curated record. The transcript has a single exon. NCBI's taxonomy places the organism in Eukaryota, Viridiplantae, Streptophyta, Magnoliopsida, Myrtales, Myrtaceae.
GAAGCCCUGGCCACGCGCCUCCGGAGGCGCGUGGGCCCCACCCCACCCCGCCUCUCCCUCUUUCUUACACCAUAUCUGCUUCGAGCAUCGUCUCAGAGACCACGCAGGCGCAGAACGCAGAAAGAACGACAGCAUAAAGGGCGAAAGCAGUCGCGGCGGAUCAAGAAAACCUCCUCCCCCGAAAGAACCCAACAGCCUAGAUUCACCGAACGCCCAGAAGAGAAGCAGCCCACCUGCAGAAUCGUCGUCGAGAUCGAACCCCUCUUCUUCUUUUUUCCCUCCGGCCGUUCUUGUCGGGGCCUCUUCUCGCCAUGGCCGACAGGGAAGAAGAGCCGCCGGCGUCCCCCGCCUCGGCGGCUGCGGCGGUGGCGGCGCCGUCCACGUACCCUCUGAUCCUCAGGAUCAUGAGCAAGCGGCGGACGUGGGCGUGCCUCUUCGUGCUCGUGUACGCCGUCCUCCUGUCCUCCACUUGGAACUCCCUCAAGUCCAUCCUCGCCUGGUACCAGUCGCAGGCCAACCAGCACCCGUCGUCCGGGUGGCCCGCGCUCUACGCGUCGGUGCUCCUCGGCGCCGUCUUCGGGGUCCUCUCCAUGGUCGCUGCCCUCGCCGUCGCCAUCCCGGCGACGCUGGUGACGUGGAUCACGGUCGUGGUGCUGCUGGCCUUCUUCGGGAAGCCCAAGAGGACGCUGGUCCACGAAGGGAGCAAAAUGACGAAGGAGAUCGUUGGGAUGGUGGGCAAGGUUCUGCUCAAGGAAGGGAAUGUCGUGGCCGCGGUUUGUGCUGUUGUUGGGUACUUCGCCCUCGUCAAGAGGAACGCUGAGGGUGACUGACGGCAUAGAAUUCGAUUUGUGACAGAUUCAGGUCGGCAAAUUUUUCAUUUUCUUGGGAAGAGAUUAGGGAUUUGGGGGUUCUUGGUGAGAAAAAA